Molecule: messenger RNA, 1877 nt
Organism: Adelges cooleyi (spruce gall adelgid)
Lineage: Eukaryota; Metazoa; Arthropoda; Insecta; Hemiptera; Adelgidae
Product: XK-related protein 6
Exons: 4
Coding region: 306-878 (190 amino acids)
Biological process (GO): phosphatidylserine exposure on apoptotic cell surface; apoptotic process involved in development; engulfment of apoptotic cell
Cellular component (GO): plasma membrane
Source: RefSeq, a predicted model, not a curated record
ACUAUAAUAUAAUAUAUAAAUAACUAAUAUUUAGCUUACUUUAAAAAUUAAAAUAAUGGCAUAUUAUUAUAAUUCAUACUUUAAAUAAUAUGUACAAAUCGAUUGUACAUAGGUAGUAUUUAUAAAUGAAUGAUAACUUAAUAUUUUAAACUGAUAUUUAUUAUUAUGUAAUGAGUAAAAUAAAAAACGUAUUUUACUUUAAUGAAAGACGAAAGUGUAAAUAAGGUAAUAAGUUAGUGUCCAUUCAAUGUUGGAUGUUGGAAAAAAAUUUAAUAUCAUAAUAAUUAAAAAUAGAAAAACGCAAAAUGGACAAAGUCGAUAGCAGAUCUACUGUAGAUUUAGAUGAACCAGAUAAGCUGCCUCGCGAUCUUAGUAUAUCUUAUUGGGAUCUGUUUGCAUUAAUUCUUGCAAUAGUUAGUCAUAUUGUUGAUGUUUGCAUUGAUUUCAAUGUAGCCUAUCAGUAUUAUAAAUAUGAGAAAAAUGUGUAUUUUGUAUUAACAAUUGUUUUCAUGGCUGUUCCAUCUAUCAUUAAUACAUAUAUGAGUUUAAAAAUUUAUUCUUUACAAGAAGAUAUGCAAGAAGUUACUAGAAAAUUCUUAAGAAAUCCGGCAUUACUUCUUAUAAUGCUUUUACUACAAAUGGCACCAGUAUUUCGAUAUUAUGAUGUCUUGAAGUAUGCAAUAAAGUCUCGUAAAGCAGCUCAAAACGGAAAUUAUGAAAACCAAAGAAAGUAUUAUGCUCUUAUGGCUAAAGAAGAUUCAUACGUGUCUUUACUACGACUCUUUGAAUGUUUUCUUGAAGCAGUUCCUCAGCAAAUAUUACAAAUAUGUAUUGUACUAGUAGAAAAAAAUCAUGGUUCCACUUUUCAAAGUGUUUAAGGAUGGUGUUGCUUAAGGAUGCAGAUUCAUUCAUCAUUGCUUCUGCUAAGUGGUGGAUAUACUAAGUGAUAUGUUUUUUUAAUUUCAUAUACCUGAAAAACUUCACAAAUUGUUUUAUGAUUUGUAUUAGUUAUAUUUUAUUUGCAUGGCUUCUUUUUAUCAUAAGUAAUAACCAUUAUCCUAAUUAACAUUUUUAUUAUUUUAACUAAAUAUUUUACUUUUACUCAAUUUAAUAAAAUAAUAUAUUAGUAGACUCAACAUACUAUAAUUUUUGUCUAUUGCAAAUUAAAAGAUUUUUUUUGUUGUCAAAAUGUGUGUUAACUCUUUAAACAACUAAAAUGUAAAAGUUGUUUUUUUUUAUAAUUUUUGGAACAAAUUAGAUAUUUAGUCACGGGUGGUAUCUCUCUGACCAGGCGGCUGUCUAAAGAGUACUACUAUCCACCUCCAGGAUGACCAAACUACACCUUUACAGCCUAAUCCUGGUCAGAAAUUCCGUAUGAGAAUAACAAUAAAAAUAAUGAUUUAAAACCAAUAUGUUGGUCUUGCACGGAAAAUAGUAUUUUUUUUUUAUUAUUACUUAAUAUUUAUUUUAUGUAAAACUGCCAAUCAAGGGUCACUGCUGCCUGGGUGAUUGCCUGUGCAUCACUGAUCACUGUAUGUUUUGCUGUGUGCCACAAAACUUUUAAGACCAAACAAAAUGUACUGUUUUUUGUAAGGCAUAUGAAAAAUACUACUACUUUUCAUAUAAUAGAUAUCAAUAUGUAGUUUAAUUGUUUUAACAAAUAUAUUUUUAGUUGAUCAUUUUAAUUUAUAAUUGAAAGCCAAUAAAAAAAUUAUAAUAUAAAUCUUGCCUUGGGAAGUAGAUUUUAAACAAUUUUCAGUAAUUUGUGUUGACGAGUUUAUGGAAACCAAAAAUUCAUUUUAUCUUCCAAAAGUGUUUUACACAAAAGUUGGAAAUAUUUGUCAAAGAUAAAAUUGUACAUUUUAUAAAUAUUUAAU